Molecule: messenger RNA, 5547 nt
Organism: Bacillus rossius redtenbacheri
Lineage: Eukaryota; Metazoa; Arthropoda; Insecta; Phasmatodea; Bacillidae
Product: MFS-type transporter SLC18B1-like
Exons: 11
Coding region: 1-1536 (511 amino acids)
Biological process (GO): transmembrane transport
Molecular function (GO): transmembrane transporter activity
Source: RefSeq, a predicted model, not a curated record
AUGAAGCUGCCCAGCUUCACCAAGCGGCAGUGGCUCACGCUGGUGGUGUUCGGCGUGGCGGACUUCUGCAACGCCAUCUGCGUGUCGCUGCAGGCGCCCUUCUACCCGCACGAGGCGGAGAGCAAGGGCGCCAAGGCGACGGAGUACGGCCUGGUGUUCGGGGUGUUCGAGCUCGUGGUGUUCCUCGUCAGCCCGCUGUACGGCCAGCACCUGAACAGGCUCGGGCCGAAGUUCCUCUUCAACGCUGGGAUAUUCACAGUCGGGACUUGCGCCAUACUCUUUGGGUUGCUGGACAGGGUGAACGAGCACUACCCCUUCAUAGCGCUGUCCUUCCUCAUCAGGAUCGUAGAGGCCAUGGGCAACGCGGCCUUCCUCACCGCCAGCUUCGCCAUGAUAGCCAAGGAGUUCCCGGACAACGUGGCGACCACGUUCGCUUCUUUGGAGACGUUUUUCGGGCUUGGACUCAUAGUCGGUCCGACUGUAGGAGGAGCGCUGUAUGAGCUCGGCGGUUACACCACGCCGUUCGCCAUCAUGGGCUCGAUCCUGUUCCUGUCCGCGGUGAUGACGGCCUUCGUGCUGCCCUCGCACGACCAGGCGGACGAGAUCGCCCACCAAGGAACCUCCAGCCUUCUGCAGGUGCUGAGGAUCCCGGGAGUGCUGCUGGCCGCCGCCAGCAUCAUCGUCACGUCCACGAGCAUCGGCUUCCUGCAGGCCACCUUGGAGCCUCACCUCAGGAGGACGUUCAACCUGAGCCCGGUGGUGCUGGGAGUCAUGUUCGUCGUGAACGGCGGCACGUACGCGCUGACGGCGCCUUGCUUCGGCUGGCUGUGCGACUCCAAGGUGCGCCCCAAGCUGGUCACCAUCGCCGGCUGCGUGCUCAUCAUCCUGGGCUUCAGCCUGGUCGGUCCGGCGCCCUUCCUCGCCUUCGAACCAGAGCUGUCGGUGGUGAUCACGGGACUGGUGUGCCACGGCCUGGGCAUCGCGGCGCAGCUAGUGGCGUCCUUCACCGACGCCCUGAGGACGUCCAUAGACUACGGCUUCCCGAACAACCUGGAGACGUACGGGCUUAUCUCGGGCCUGUGGACGUCCACCUUCGCGCUGGGCGCCUUCAUCGGGCCGUCCAUGGCCGGCAUCCUCUUCGACACCGUGGGCUUCCGGCACGCCACCAUGUUCGUGGUUGCGCUGAACGCCUUGGUGAUGGCGCUGGUGCUGCUGUUCGUGCUGUUCGCGCGGCGACCGCGCUCCUUCAAGGAGGUCAGCGCCGACGAGUACCUGCUCGGGGUGUCGGGCUCCUCCGACCAGCCCGAGUUCCUCCAGGGGGUCCGCCCCAACGGGCGCGCCGCCGCCGCCGCCGCCCCCGUGCUCGUCGCCGCCGCCGAGCGACCCCCGGGCGCGAACGGCUACAUCGCCGCCUCCAGCUACAAAAACCGGCACGGCAUGUGGCGGCGGCGCGACAGCGGCACGGUGGUCAUCGGGCCGUACAGCGCGAGCUACGGCAGCCUGGAGUCGCGCGGGUUCCUGGAGACGGUGGCGUGAUGGCGGCUCCGUCAGUCGGGUCUUCCCCGGACCACCACCGACCUGCUAGCGCUGCUCGUAGCUCUUUUGGGCUCGCGGUCAACUUCAAGGAAAAAAAAAGACUGGAAUAAGGACUUUUUUUUGUGCAAAGUGUUACCGUGUCGAGCUGGAUUCAUGCUUGUUGCAAGCUCCGGUCAAGCCUGUCGCAUCUAGCAGCACGCGUGGAGACUACACAGAAAAAAAAAUAUUUUCUGUACGUUUCGGAGACAAUUUUCCAAGAAAUAGUUUUGUAAUACUUAGAGACCGGAAAAAUUCGCGGGUUCAAUGACCUCCAGGAUAGACUCAACUAUCCUCUACACACUCUGGCAAAUGCCAACUCUUCAUUGGCUGUUGACUUGUGAGUCGUCUCGACUUGGUAGCCUGUGAUUCAACACUUCCAUGAGUGAGAGUCUCUAAUUGGCCCUAUUUACUCCAGAUUAAUAGUGAACCAACGGCAGAAGCAGCACUAAGGUAUAAUUAUUUGAAUUGUAGCAUUUCACGAAAUGAAUCCGCGAAUUUUUCAGGUCUCUAGUAAUACUACAAGAGAUCUUGCAAAUUUGUACAACACAUGGCUAUGAUUAUUUCUGCAUAUAUGAAAUAGGUUUUUCGAGAUAUUACUGAGUAUUUCUUACGAAAAUUAGCGGAUAUUUUAUAUUGAUGUGUCAUUCAAGCAUAAUGUUUUUUUAAUUAUGGAAAAGAUAAUUGAAUACUCGAAAAUUUGAUCUUGUUUUGUUUUACUAUGCUUAUUAAUGUGUGCAAUUAAUACUGGGAAGCUAUUCAGGGAACGGUUUACAAAUAAGACAAGAAUCCAAACCCACCUGGCAAAGCACAGCACGCAAAGCAUCUCCGCUUGCAUCUGUGUCGAGAAUAUACUCUCAGUGUUGACGGGGGUAGGCAAGUAUGAAACUAGUGCACAGGGAUUACUUGAGUUCUUGCGAGGCAGUUUCAAAUGCUGAAGUCCAUAGAAAUUGUCUCUGGUCCUCGGUCAACUGAUGCAGUGGUUUUGUGACUGCUAAAAACUCAGGCAGAAACCACUUAUAUUAGGCACAGAGUCCCAAGAAUAUCCUUACAUCAAGCUUAUACUAAGGUUGAGGCCGUUCCUUAACAAACAGGAUCUUCUCAAGAUCUGUUUGCACUCCAUCCUGCGAUACAAUAUGUCCCAGGAAUGUUACCUCAUGCUGGAACAAGAAGUACUUCUUAGGUCUUAAAUUGUGUAUGGCAAAGUCUGUCUAACACAUAAUGGAGAUUUCGCAAAAGUUCCUUCACUUUAUGUUCCACCACAAUUAUGUCAUCCAGGUAUAUUAGGCAUGUUUUCCAAGUCAAGCCAUGCAGAAAAUGUUCCAUCAAUCUCUCAAACGUUGCAGGAGCAUUAAAUAACCCGAAUGAUAACACAGUGAACUAGAACAGCCCACGCCCUGUUGAGAAAGAAACCUUUCCAAUGUUUCGAGUGACCAGGUACUUAUUUAAUACUAAUGUCAUAUCUACCUUAAUCAGAUAGUUCAUUUUUACCCUAGGGUCUCCUCUUAUCCAAGCCGCUAUAAUAUUCUCAUGUUUUAUUGGAAUUGAAACAGGUUCGUUAACAACCACUUGUAUUACAGGAGCUUCCAAUUGGUCGGGGUUAAAAAAGGCCACCUCUUCAUCUUUAAUGUCCAGUACCUGUCCUUCCAUGUCCUUCCAUGUCAAUAACGAAACCGUAUAGAUUCAUGAUGUCCACUCCUAGGAUUACCUAGUCAGUGAUAUCAGCAACAAGAAAAGCCUAUGCUAAUGUCCAAUGCCGAUUCUUACCUCCAAAUCUAGCUGUCCAUGCACAGGUGAAGUGUCUCCAGUUGCUGUUUUGAGUCUGUUUUUGAUGGGUGUUCUCCUGAGCUGCGGCCCAAUCAUGAAUACUGUGUAAGAGUAUGCAGGUUUGCAUUCUUACUUGCGACGAAGUUAAUCCGCAAAAUUAUUGUACCUUUAGUUAUCAUUCCAAUAAGUAAAAUAAAAUUAAGUAAAAUAACUUUCCACGCGUGUUUAUCUUGCCGUAAUAUUUCCACAUCCCCAUGAAACUUGAACAUUCUACAAAACUAAUUUUUGAAUUGUUUCACAUUUAUACAUUACUGAAAUAAUUAAUUCUAUAUGCUAAGAAAUAUAUAUUUUUUAAUUCUCUCUCUUAUUUUCGCCACGCAACAUAACAAAAUCCUACAAUCAACACAUUCUAGAACAAUUUAGUUGGUGUCAUAAUUUCAACCAUUCGUAUGUAGUCACUAUCCAAAAAAAUUAUUUAUUUUUUUCCUGGAUUUAAAAUGAAUAUGCCUAAACAUCUACGCCUAAUUUUCACACAAAUAUUUUCAAAUGGUCAACUAAGUAUUCUAUCUAGACUACAUCUUAAACAAUAAUUUGACUGUCCUGGCCUUAACUUUGUUACAUGUUUCAACGUGGCGGUGAAGUAAUAACAUUGCGUAAAUACUUCAUUGCAUCGCAAUGGACUCUCCGUACUGAUUUACAUUCCCACAGAGGGAAGACUAUAGCAGUCAUCAUUAUAUGGUGCCUUUUAACCUCUCAAGAAACAAGUAAAAUCUGUUACAAUGUUUUUCAAUGUGUGCAAAAGUGAGCUACAAAUGUUGUGCUGUUGCUUAAGAACCUCUUCUGAUGAUGCACAACAAGUCAGUUAUUUUUAAAACUACAUCUGCCUCAAUAUAAAAAUGGGUGUGUUUGGAGCCCACGCGUGAAAGAAGUGAAACUUCUUGCAUAUUAGUUAUGAAUAAAGAAAAAUUAUUUUCAUUUUCAACCAUACUAUUCACUUAAAAGUGAAUGAUACUUAUAAAGCCAAUUGUACAAAACAGUAACUAUUUUCCUGACGAAUAAAUAAAAUUUAGAUACUUUAAAUUAAAUAAAAGAAAUAUGGUAGUGUCAAUCUUUAGCCGUUACAUAAACUAAGGAGUAGACAAACACAAGCAGCGUUACGAGAAUUCCGUAGCAUCACUGCUGCGUCAUUUCUACAUCUCCCCUGCCGUCUCCCGUUCUAUGCCACUGGCAUACAGCAUGCUACGCUACGUACCCAACUCCCCUCCCCUUGACGUAUUCCCAUUCGACUGCUAAUGCGUGCGUUGGAGUGGCGUCGUCGCUGACGCAUUAACCUCCUCUACCAAUUUCCCCACCACGUAUCUAACUAUUCCCCUCGCGCGAUAGGAAUAUUCGUAACGCUCGAAAAUUGUAGCCCCAUCAGCAAAAUAGUUUCACUUAAAAAAAUCACAGCUCAGCCUGGCAUUGAAAAUGCAACUUAUAUAUAUUCAAUAAUAACAUUCCAUCAACAUGACAUUAACUCCCUUGUUUUUAGAAAUUAACAUUUAUUGUCCGUGAAUUUGUUCACUCUUAGUAAAAUUUGAAUAUUUGCAAAAAUAAAUUUAAAAGGUGCAUAGGUGCAAAUUUACGAAACCAAGGUAACAGAGUUUACAAAGUUUUAAAGUUUACAAACUUUUAAGUUUUUAUUUUUGUUUAUUAUAAUUGUAUUCCAUAACUUAUAUUAUAAUUUUAAAACGGACAUACCAAUGUUCAUAUAAUGAACUAUAGAACACAUUUCAAAGUGAAAAAAAUGUGAAAUUGAAAUAUCACGAAUUAAAAUGGUACAAUUACAGUAAAUGUUAUUACAGGGAAAUAUGUUUGUCCCGUCAAUAAUUGUUUUACUAAAAAUUAUUGAAACACCAAUUAAAUAAAACGUUGAAAAUAUAUUACAGACUGGCUAAGUAAAUACACAAUGGAAACAAUUUGUUGGAACUAAGCCACGAUUCCUACUGAAUUCAUACAAACACUGGCUUCUUAAUAACACAAAAAUAUAGUGCUAGUUCUCUUUCGAUAUUAAUAUGAGUGGGUAUUCUAGUUUGGAUUCCUUGCAGGUUUGUUAAGACACGUAGGUUUUUUAUUCAAUGCCAGAUUCAUUGUAAAUGAUUGUUUUUAAUUAUGAAUAAUGUUGUAAAAUCCUUUGUAAAUAUUUUCAAUUAUAAUGUUUAUUUUUUA